UCAGUCACAGCAUCGUCGCCCCCUCGCCGGGCCUAGUGCGCUUGCGCGAGUCCGCGGAGACCUUGGAGGCGCGGCUGCCAGCGACGAGGCGCUCGGACGCUAGGUUAACGCUGAGGCGGCCGGAAAAUGCAGAGCUGGAGCCGGGUCUGCUGCGCCCUCGCCCAGAGAAGCCAUUUUAGUCGAAUCCAUCAUGGCCUACAGGGGAUUUGUGCAGUGUCACUGAGGAGCUAUGCUGAUCAAGCUGAUGUUGACAUUACAGUUAUUGGUUCUGGGCCUGGAGGAUAUGUUGCUGCUAUCAAAGCAGCUCAACUUGGCUUUAAGACUGUGUGUGUAGAGAAAAAUGAAACGCUGGGUGGAACCUGUUUGAAUGUUGGCUGUAUUCCUUCCAAGGCUUUGCUGAACAACUCACAUCUGUAUCAUUUGGCCCAUGGAAAGGAUUUUGCUAGUAGAGGAAUUGAAAUUACAGGAAUCCACUUGAAUUUAGAGAAGAUGAUGGAGCAGAAAAAUGGUGCAGUGAAGUCUUUGACAGGUGGAAUUGCCCAUUUGUUUAAACAGAACAAGGUCGUACAUGUGCCUGGGUUUGGAAAAAUAACUGGCAAAAACCAAGUCACCGUAUCCAAAGAGGAUGGUAGCACUCAGGUUAUCAAUACAAAGAAUAUCCUCAUAGCCACAGGUUCAGAAGUUUCUCCGUUCCCUGGAAUUACGAUUGAUGAAGACACAAUUGUAUCAUCAACUGGUGCACUAUCCCUGAAACAAGUCCCUGAAAAGAUGGUUGUAAUUGGUGCAGGAGUCAUUGGUGUGGAGUUGGGUUCAGUUUGGCAGCGUCUUGGUGCAGAUGUGACAGCUGUUGAGUUCUUGGGCCAUGUUGGUGGAAUGGGUAUUGAUAUGGAGAUCUCUAAAAACUUUCAGCGCAUCCUUCAGAAACAAGGACUCAAAUUUAAACUAAAUACCAAGGUUACUGGUGCCACCAAGAGGCCAGAUGGAAAGAUUGAUGUUUCUAUUGAAGCAGUUGCUGAUGGAAAGACAGAAGUAAUCACCUGUGAUGUACUACUCGUUUGCAUUGGUCGACGUCCUUUUACUCAGAACCUAGGGCUGGAAGAUAUUGGAAUUGAACUUGAUAACAAGGGUAGAAUCCCAAUCAAUACGCGAUUCCAAACCAAAAUUCCAAACAUCUAUGCUAUUGGUGAUGUAGUUGCUGGGCCGAUGCUGGCUCACAAAGCUGAGGAUGAAGGCAUUAUCUGCGCUGAGGGGAUAGCUGGAGGUGCAGUUCACAUUGACUAUAACUGUGUGCCGUCAGUGAUUUACACACACCCUGAAGUUGCCUGGGUUGGCAAAUCAGAGGAACAGUUGAAAGAGGAGGGGACAGAAUACAAAGUUGGAAAGUUUCCUUUUGCUGCUAACAGCCGAGCUAAGACUAAUGCUGACACAGAUGGCUUGGUGAAGAUACUGAGUCAGAAAACAACAGACAGGAUGCUGGGUGCUCACAUUCUAGGCGCAGGUGCUGGGGAGAUGGUUAAUGAAGCUGCUCUUGCUAUGGAAUAUGGAGCGUCAUGUGAAGAUGUAGCCAGAGUUUGCCAUGCCCAUCCAACUGUCUCGGAAGCCUUCAGGGAAGCAAACCUAGCAGCAUCUUUCGGCAAAGCUAUCAACUUCUAAAAUAUGUAUAUGUGGAUUGAGGCCAGCGCCCUCUUUUGAGCCCGUCUCAGUGUUCUGAGCUGUCUGAAUACACCCAUGAGUUGGUGAGAGAGCCAGAAUAAACGUGGGUUUAUGUGGGGGUGAUAGCAAGGAGUCUCUGAGGGAAGCAAAGAUGAAGUGUGUUUUGUGAAAUGGGGGAGAGAUCUGGGACACCUGGAAUGGAAAAAAAAAGCCUUACAUUUUAGUGGAUCCAGGACAUAUUUACUUCUAAUCCACCUCCUGCCUUUUGGAUAAAUUCAUUGGAGUUGUCCCCUGGCAUAUUGUAAGCUUGCUUACAAUAUGUCCCUUCUGUGGAAUGCCUGCUCUCUACUUGCUAGGGCUGGCCAAAACAAUGGGAAACUUUUUCACAAAAUCUUGUGAAA
Messenger RNA from Chelonoidis abingdonii (Abingdon island giant tortoise), 2054 nucleotides. The record is from RefSeq and is a predicted model, not a curated record. NCBI's taxonomy places the organism in Eukaryota, Metazoa, Chordata, Testudines, Testudinidae.